Messenger RNA from Penicillium samsonianum, 183 nucleotides. RefSeq lists its product as uncharacterized. The record is from RefSeq and is a predicted model, not a curated record. The coding region runs from base 1 to 183 and encodes 60 amino acids. Lineage: Eukaryota; Fungi; Ascomycota; Eurotiomycetes; Eurotiales; Aspergillaceae. The transcript has a single exon.
AUGGCCAAAACCAGAAGGCUAUUGACGGCUAUCUCUUUCUUUGAAUCAAACGAAGAUGAAGGCAUUGCAAGUUGUGUUCCUUCCAAGCAGACCCCGGAAUCCGCUACUAAGCGGGACUUCCCGCGGGGCAAAAAAACAGACGGCGAUAUCGGGUUGACUCAGCGGGCGAUUCCAAAGUUUUGA